Molecule: messenger RNA, 8624 nt
Organism: Medicago truncatula (barrel medic)
Lineage: Eukaryota; Viridiplantae; Streptophyta; Magnoliopsida; Fabales; Fabaceae
Product: histone-lysine N-methyltransferase ATXR3
Exons: 20
Coding region: 393-8369 (2658 amino acids)
Molecular function (GO): protein binding
Source: RefSeq, a predicted model, not a curated record
AAAAGUUAUAGAAAGCGGGAGAGAAAGAAGAACACGAAGAUAUAUACAUACACAUAUAUAUAUAUACAAAAGAGAGAGAAGAACCUUCACCUACAAAUACAAAAGAUUUUUCUCCUUUUAUUCGUUCAUUCAUCAAAACAGAGUCUCAUAAACACAAAUUUCUUUCGUAAGCCAUAGUUUUCUCGAUCUCUCUUUGUUCAUCUUUUCUUCGAUUACCUUCAAUUUUCCUUCAUCGAUCCAUAAUUUUCCUUUUCUCAUUCGUUUUCUCGGGUUUUGAAUUGGAGCUGGUGAAUUGUGGAGAAUUGUGAAGUAUGAGUAUUGAUAGUCCUGGUGAAUGUGAAGAUUAGGUUUUUUUUUUGAAGGUUUUGAUAAUUGUGUAGUUGAAGGUUUCGAUGGGUGAUGGAGGUGUAGCGUGCAUGGUUUUGCAAAAGGAGGAGAAGCAGAAGCAGAAUGGUGUUGAGAAGUUGGAGAAUGCGGCGGCGGGGACGGAGGGGGUGAGUUGUGGAGGGAAGAGUGAGAAUGGUUUUGGUGGUGAGCUGGUUACGGUGAAUGAAAAGAAGAAGAAGAAGGUGGUGAAGGUGGUGAAGAAGAUUGUGAAAAAGGUGGUGAAGAAGAAAGUGAAGAAGGGUGGAAAUGUGAAAGGUGAAUUGGCGUUGGGUGGAGUGGGUAGUAAUGGUGUUGUUGUUAAGAGUGGCGAAAUUUGCGGGCAGGUGGAUGAUGAAGUGGAAGAGGGUGAAUUGGGGACUUUGUCGUGGCCGGGGAGUGGACUCGAGAAUGGGGAGUUUGAGUUUGAGAAGCCGCCGCUGCCACUGCCACCGCAGAGUAAUGAAAUUGAAAAUGGCGAGUUUGUUUCUGUGAAGCCGUCGCUGCCACCGCGGAAUAAUGAAAUUGAAAAGGGUGAGUUUGUGUCUGAGAAGCCGUCACAGCAGAUUAAUGAAAUUGAGAAUGGUGAAAUUGUGUCUGAGAAGCUGGGCCCUCCACCAUCACCAUCACUGUCACCACCACGACGGAGUAAUGAAGUUGAGAAUGGGGAUAUUGUUGAUGAGAGGUGGAAAAGAAGGCAGGUGGAGAAGGGAAGGGUUGACAAUUGGAGAAAAGGGGAGAUAGUUUCUGAUAAGGGGUGGAAAGGAGAAAAUGAGAAAGGGGCAUAUGGGUGGUGGAGAGGUGGUGUAAAGGGUGAUGAUGUUGAGAAGGGAGAAUUUAUUCCGGAUAGGUGGCAUAGGGGAGACACGGGGAAGGAUGAUUACGGAUAUGACAAAAUCAACAGGUACGAGUCAUAUAGAGACAAAGGGUGGAAAACUGAACGUGACCGUGAAUAUGACCGUGAAGGGUGGAAAACUGAAUAUGAUCGUGAAUAUGACAAUGAAGGGUGGAAAACUGAACGUGAUCGUGAAUGUACUUCGUCUUCUGGGAGGCAUGCAGGUAAUGAUUUUUAUAGGAAGAAGGAAUUUAAUAGAAGUGGGAGUCAGCAUGUGAAAAGUGCACCCAGGUGGGAAAAUGGACAAGAGAGAAAUAUAAGGAUCAGUUCAAAAAUUGUGGAUGAGGAGAGAAAUGAAUAUGAUGGUAGGAUUCAUGCACGGGAUUACUCUUCUGGAAGUCGUAUGAAGAGGCAUGGCAAUGAUUCAGACGGCUGGGAGCGGAAGCAGUAUGGAGAUUAUGCCGGUUUCAAAAGUCGAAGGCUAUCUGAUGAUGGAUCACGCCAAGUUUAUUCAGAGCACCAUGUUUAUUCAGAGCACCAUUCUCGUCAUUCUGUGGAGAGAUCUUACAGAAAUAGUUCUUCAAAGUUAUCUGUCGACAAAUAUUCUUCUAGGCAUCAUGAAUCUUCUUUGCCUACCAGAUUGGAUUAUGAUAAGCGUGGAUGCAGUCCUGGUUUUUCUGAACGAUCGCCACGUGACCGGGCUAGAUAUUAUGAUAAUAAAGAUCAUGCUCCCCGUCGUUCACCCUAUGGCCGUGAUAGAUCUCCAUAUAGCCGUGAGAAGUCACCCUAUGAUAAGCGUGGGUGCAGUCCUGGUUACUCUGAACGAUCACCACAUGACCGAGCUAGAUAUUAUGAUAAUAAAGAUCAUGAUCCUCGUCGGUCACCCUAUGGCCGUGACAGAUCUCCAUAUAGCCGUGAGAAGUCACCUUAUGAUAAGCGUGGAUGCAGUCCUGGUCAUUCUGAACGAUCGCCACGUGACCGAGCUAGAUAUUAUGAUAAUAAAGAUCACAACCCUGCCCGUUGCUCACCCUAUGGCCGUGACAGAUCUCCAUAUAGCUGUGAGAGGUCACCCUAUGAUAACCGGGGAUGCAGUCCUGGUCAUUCUGAACGAUCGCCACGUGACCGAGCUAGAUAUUAUGAUAAUAAAGAUCACGCUCCUGCCCGUCGCUCACCCUAUGGCCGUGACAAAUCCCAAUAUAGCCGUGAGAAGUCACCCUAUGGCCGUGACAGAUCGCCAUAUAGUAGUCACGAGAAAUCUCCACAUGAUCAUGAAAGAUCCCCAGAUGAUAGGAAUUGGGAUAGAAGUCGUCACCGCGAUCACAAAUUAAGAAGUCCUACUCAUGCUGAGCGGUCCCCACAAAGUCGAGGUCGACAUAAUGGUUGCAGGGAUCAAACUCCAAAUUUAAUAGAGCAAUCCCCACUUGAUCGAACGAGACAAAAUAUUGAUCGAGAAACAAGUAUUAAAACCUUGUCAAGUGAAAAACGUAACUCACAAUACAGCUGUAAAAAUCCUGAAAACAAGAAUAUUCAAAAGGAGCCAAAUCUUUCAGGUAUAGAAUCUCAAGGUGAAAGAUAUGUAAAUGAUGCCAAUGGGUCUGUUGAGAGAGGUGUCUGCAAUGAAUUAAAAAAGGAACAAAAGUCCUGCAGCCCGGCUGCAAACUGCAAAGGCUCUCCUUGCUUGCAGUUACCUCCUGAGGAGCAGCCUUUUAUGGAAGAAGACAUGGAAGAAGACAUGGACAUAUGUGAUACUCCUCCACAUGUUCCUGUGGUUUCUGAUUCAUCAUCAGGAAAAUGGUUUUACCUUGAUUAUUUUGGUGUAGAACACGGUCCUGCUAAAUUAUCUGACAUCAAGGUUCUUGUUGAUGAUGGUGUUCUAAUGCCGGAUCAUUUUAUUAAGCACAUAGAUAGUGACAGGUGGUUGACUGUUGAGAAUGCAGCAUCACCACUGCCAGCUCAGAGUUUUCCAUUGAUUGUGUCAGAUUCCAUAACCCAGCUUGUAAAUCCUCCAGAAGCUCCAGGUAAUAUUUUGUCUGAUUCUGGAGAUAUUCUUCAAUCUGGACCUGAGAAUUAUCAGAAAGGGCAAACCCCUUCCCUGCAGUCAACGUUAUCCUCUGAUGACAGUGUGCUUGCACCUGAGCGGUCGGAGGACCUGCACUUUGAUGAGAGGGUUGGUGUUCUGUUAGAGGGGUAUGAUAUCAUUCCUGGAAGGGAGCUUGAGGCAAUAACAGAAGCUUUGCAAAUGAAUUUUGAAUAUGCAAAGUGGGACGAUAUGGGAGACUACAAAGGUUUUUUUGGGUCUGAGACUUGCCUGGGAAUGGACCUUGAUUCAAAAAUUGAUUUUGCAGCAAGCGAGCAUGAGAUUAUGCCCUCCGACAAGGAUAAUGACAUUACCGUUGGUGUUCCUGAUGACUGGUUUUCUGCUCGAUGGUCAUGCAAAGGGGGUGACUGGAAGAGGAAUGAUGACUCCCAAGAUAGAUACUGGAAAAAGAAACUGGUCCUAAAUGAUGGGUUUCCAUUAUGUCAAAUGCCUAAGUCUGGAUGUGAAGAUCCUCGGUGGUCUAGGAAUAAAGAAUUGUAUUAUCCAUCUCACAGCAGGAAGCUUGACAUUCCUCUUUGGGCUUUUUGUACUGAUGAGUUGGUUGAAUCCAGUGGUGCUGUGAGCAGACCAGUUCAAAGUAAGUUUGCUUCUGUUAGAGGAGUGAAAGGAAAUGUUCAUUCAGUGGUCAGGAUAAAUUCAUGCGUGGUCAAGGACCAGGGAUCAUUGGUCUCUGAGUCACACCGCAAGACCCAAGGUAAGGAUAGAUAUCAUUCAAGGUUAGCCCGGCCUUUCUCUUCAACCAGGGAUAGCAAGAGAUCAUCAUCUGAAGAAGGUUCCUACUCAAAAACUGUUAAUGAUCAAGAUUCUCAAGCCUAUUGCAAGAGUGUAGAAUUUGUCAAUAUUUCUCAAGACCAUCUCUGUACUGUCCAAGACUUGCAGUUGCAUUUAGGUGACUGGUAUUAUCUUGAUGGUUCGGGGCGUGAAAGAGGGCCUUCAUCGUUUUCAGAUCUACAGUCUUUAGUAGACCAAGGUAUUAUAAAGAAGUAUAGCAGUGUGUUCAGGAAAUGUGAUAAACUCUGGGUUCCUGUUACCUCUUCCACAGAAACUUAUGAUGUCAGUGUCAAGAGCCACCAAGAAAGCAGUUCAGUGUCUGGUGAAUUUUCUGGACAUCAAUCAGGGCAAUCUCAAGAUGUUUCAUUUGUUGAACCUCGUUCAAAGUCAAAUAUGUUUAACAUCUUAUACCCACAGUUUGUUGGUUAUACUCGUGGGAAACUACAUGAAUUAGUAAUUAAAUCAUAUAAGAGCCGGGAAUUUGCAGCAGUAAUAAAUGAGGUUUUAGAUCCUUGGAUCAAUGCAAGACAACCAAAGAAGGAAAUUGAAAAACAAAUAUAUUGGAAAUCAGAAGGUGACACACAUGCUUCCAAAAGAGCUCGAGUGCUGGUUGAUGAUAGUGAUGAAGAGGGUGAUUUUGAAGAUGGUAGCUUUAUUAUUGAGAAUGAUGAAUCCACUCUUGAGGCUCUGUCUGGUGAUGUUACUUUCUCUUCAGAAGAAAGUGGUGUUACUGUUUACAAGGAGGGAAGGUGGGGCUUAUUGGAUGGUCGAAUGUUGGCACGAGUCUUCCACUUCUUGAGGUCUGAUUUGAAGUCCCUCGUCUUUGCAUCCAUGACAUGCAAGCAUUGGAAAGCGUCUGUAAGGUUUUACAAAGAAGUCUCGAGAAAUGUCAACUUUUCAUCCCUUGGUCAUUCUUGCACUGAUUCCAUACUGUGGAACAUUGUGAAUGCUUAUGAGAAAGACAAAAUCAAAUCUAUGAUUCUAAUGGGUUGCACCAAUAUUACUCCUGACAUGCUAGAGAAAGUUCUUCUCUCAUUUCCCGGUCUAUCUACAGUAGAUAUUAGAGGGUGCAAUCAGUUUGAGGAGCUGACUCCUAAAUAUACCAAUGUGAAGUGGAUCAAGAGCCGGAAUUCACGCAUAACUAAAAUUACAGACGAGCCACAUAAAACCAGAACUCUGAAACAGAUUACUGACCAAUCUUUGUCCAUUUCUAAAGCCAGUAGUUUGAAUAAUAAGGAUGAUUUUGGUGAGCUGAAGGUUUAUUUUGAUAGUGUGGACAAGAGAGACUCGUCGAAGCAAUUUUUCCGUCAAAACUUAUACAAGCGUUCAAAGUUAUAUGAUGCUAGAAAGUCCUCUUCUAUUCUCUCUAGAGAUGCUCGUACAAGACGAUGGUCGAUUAAGAAAUCUGAAAGUGGUUACAAAAGGAUGGAGCAGCUUCUCGUAUCAAGACUGAGGGAAAUUAUGAAGGCAAAUGCUUGUGACUUUUUUGUGCCCAAGGUUGCAGAAAUUGAGGCUAAAAUGAAAAGAGGUUAUUACAGUGGGCAUGGGUUGAGCUCUGUAAAGGAGGACAUAAGCAGAAUGUGCCGUGACGCAAUGAAGGCAAAGAAUCGUGGUGAGGCUAAUGAAAUGAAUCAUGUUAUCUCAUUAUUUAUUCAGCUUGCAACACGGUUGGAGGAGAGUUCUAAAUAUGUGAAUGAUAAAGAUGCACUAUUGAAGUUAUGGGGAAAUGAUUUACCCUUGGUGUUCUGUUCUACUUCCUCCAAGUACAAGAAGAAUAGAUUAGUGACUGAGAGAAAGUAUAGGAGUGAUGAAAUACAUGUUGGUUUGGAUAAUGGAGACUUUGCUUCUGAUAGAGAAAUCAGAAGGCGUUUAUCGAAAUUGAAUAAGAAAUCUAUGGAUUCAGACAGCGAGACGUCUGAUGACCUUGAUGUGUCUUCUGAAGAUGGCAAUACUGAUGAUGAUACUUCAUCCUCCAAUACUGAUAGUGACCAAGAAGUUCAUUUAGAGAGUCGAACCAGGGAGUCAAAAGGAAAUGGAUACUGCCCACCUAAUGAUGGGUUGGAUUUCAUUAGUGAUGAACGUGAAUGGGGAGCUCGCAUGACAAAAGCAAGUCUGGUUCCUCCUGUUACUCGGAAAUAUGAUGUCAUUGAUCAAUAUGUCAUUGUAGCUGAUGAGGAUGAUGUGCAAAGGAAGAUGCGGGUUUCAUUACCAGAUGACUAUGCAGAGAAGUUGACUGCACAAAAGAAUGGCACUGAUGAGUCUGAUAUGGAACUGCCUGAAGUCAAGGGUUACAAGCCUAGAAAAAAUCUUGAAAAUGAGGUCAUUGAGCAAGAGGUUUAUGGAAUUGAUCCCUACACACAUAAUCUUUUACUUGAUUCUAUGCCAGCUGAGUUAGAUUGGUCUCUACAAGAGAAACAUGUGUUUAUAGAAGACACACUCCUUCGGACAUUGAAUAUGCAAGUUAGGCAUUUUACUGGAACUGGAAGCACUCCAAUGAGUUACCCCUUGCAGCCUGUUAUCCAAGAGAUUGAAAGGUGUGCAGAGGAGCACUCUGACACAAGAAUGAUCAGUAUGUGUCAAGGUAUCCUAAAAGCCAUGGACAAACGUCCUGAUGACAAAUAUGUAGCUUAUAGAAAGGGACUUGGUGUUGUUUGCAACAAAGAAGAAGGCUUUGGUGAAGAUGAUUUUGUUGUUGAGUUUCUUGGAGAGGUGUAUCCUGUGUGGAAGUGGUUUGAGAAACAAGAUGGGAUACGAUCUCUGCAAAAAAAUAGCAAAGAUCCAGCACCAGAAUUUUACAACAUAUACCUUGAGAGGCCAAAGGGUGAUGCUGAUGGUUAUGACUUGGUUGUUGUUGAUGCCAUGCAUAAGGCUAAUUAUGCCAGUCGAAUAUGUCAUUCAUGCCGACCUAAUUGUGAAGCAAAAGUUACUGCUGUUGGUGGUCAAUAUCAAAUCGGUAUUUAUUGUGUUCGCAAAAUUCAGCAUGGCGAGGAGAUCACUUUUGAUUACAAUUCUGUUACAGAGAGCAAGGAGGAAUAUGAAGCAUCAGUCUGUUUAUGUGGAAGCCAAGUUUGCCGUGGGAGCUAUCUAAAUCUGACUGGUGAAGGGGCUUUCCAAAAGGUACUGAAGGAGUGGCAUGGAAUUCUUGAUUGCCAUUAUUUGAUGCUAGAAGCUUGUGAAGUAAACUCCGUUUCUGAAGAGGACUAUAAUGACUUGGGAAGAGCUGGUUUAGGCAGUUGUUUGCUCGGAGGCUUGCCAGAUUGGCUAGUUGCUUAUGCGGCUCGCCUUGUGAGAUUUAUUAACUUUGAAAGAACGAAGCUUCCCGAGGCAAUUCUAAAGCAUAACUUGGAAGAAAAAAGGAAAUAUUUUUCAGAAAUAUGUCUUGAAGUUGAGAGGAGUGACGCAGAGGUUCAGGCCGAGGGUGUGUACAACCAGAGGCUUCAGAAUCUUGCAGUCACUCUUGAUAAGGUAAGAUAUGUUAUGAGAUGUAUUUUUGGCGAUCCAAUAAAAGCUCCGCCGCCUCUUGAGAAGCUCAGUCCUGAAGCAGUUGCUUCGUUCCUCUGGAAAGGAGAGGAUUCAUUUGUUGAGGAGCUUCUUCAGUGCAUGACUCCUCAUGUGGACGAAUCUACCUUGAAUGAUCUCAAGUCCAAAAUUCGUGCCCGUGAUCCUUCGAGUUCUAAAGAUAUUCAGAAAGCGGUUCAUAAAUCUCUGUUGUGGUUGAGAGACGAGGUUCGGAAUCUUCCUUGUACAUACAAAUGUCGGCACGAUGCUGCUGCUGACUUAAUCCAUAUCUAUGCUUAUACCAAGCACUUCUUUAGAGUACUGGAUUAUAAAACUAUAACUUCACCACCUGUCUAUAUUAGUCCACUUGACUUAGGUCCUAAGUGUGCCGACAAGUUGGGAGCAGGGUUUCAGGAGUAUCGGAAGAUAUAUGGUCAAAAUUAUUGUUUAGGGCAACUGAUAUUUUGGCAUAAUCAGAGUGACGUGGAGCCUGAUUGUACACUGUCUAAAGCCAGCAGAGGUAGCUUGUUAUUGCCAGACAUCAGUUCCUUUUACGCCAAGACUCAUAAGCCUUCAAGGCAACGUGUUUAUGGUCCAAAGACUGUCAGAUCUAUGUUGGCAAGAAUGGAAAAGCAUGCCCAAAGACCUUGGCCCAAAGACCUGAUUUGGUCAUUCAAAAGUAGUCCUAAAUUUUUUGGUAGCCCAAUGUUAGACGCUGUAAUUAACAACACUUCACUGGAUAGAGAGAUGGUUCACUGGUUGAAGCACAGACCUGCUAUAUUCCAGGCUAUGUGGGACCAGUGAAAUUUUGCAUGUUAUGGCUGAAGAAGACAGAACCAUUCUGGUCAAACCUUUGUGGUUCAUCAUCCGGAACUGCCUGCCUCUUUUAGCGUGGGGAGUUUGUAUAUUAAUCUAAAUCAUAAUUCAUCUCUUUUUCAGUCAUUAUUGUGUACAGUUAGUUUUUUUUAACCUUUGAUUUGUAAUUCAUUUGGUUGUAGGAUAUUAUUUAGUCUUAAUACAAAAGAAAUGAAGAAGAAAAAAAAAGUUUAAUUCAAGGCA